Messenger RNA from Diaporthe batatas, 3643 nucleotides. RefSeq lists its product as uncharacterized. Gene Ontology annotation, molecular function: protein binding. The record is from RefSeq and is a predicted model, not a curated record. Bases 1270 to 2523 code for a protein of 417 amino acids. The transcript is spliced from 3 exons. Lineage: Eukaryota; Fungi; Ascomycota; Sordariomycetes; Diaporthales; Diaporthaceae.
GUACAAAGUACAUUGCGCGCCAGACCACUGCGACCAGCCAACCCAGGAAACGGCAAGCAGCUCCUGCCGACGAGAGUUGCCUAACCGCGAGCACACGCAAACCAGACACUCUCGCACACAAAACACCACACCACACCAGACACAACACCUCACAGCUAUCACCUGACCCGUCCUAUGACCCACCUGGAUGACCUGAAAUGACCGAUGAACAACUCCUACGACACACAAGGGCUCCUCCUCAUCCUCAUGACUUAGCUUCUGACAUGUGUUAACGAUCAAUCAUCUCGGUUCCCUCAACCUGCAUUUCUUCUCUCUCUGUCUCUCUCUCCUCUCUCUCUCUCUAUCUGCCUCGUUCCACCUUUGGGCACCCAGACUAUAGACAGCAACAAUACCACGAUACCUAGACAGAUACCCAGUCCAAUAACACCCCACCCACCCCUCCAAGGCUCGACUUGUCCCACCUCAGAAGGGCAUCGCCCCCGUCGUCCCUACCGACUACCUUAGGAGCUAUUAGCUCAGAGCCCAUCUGCACGCGCGUACCUGUUUCCGGCCGGGUGACUUGGGCGCUAGGUUCGUGUGCCAUCGCGCCUCGUGUCCCAUCGUUGCCGCUCGUCCUGAUGUUCCUCUCUCUCCUCGUGGCCUCGGCCCGUCUGGUCAGUGCCAACAGCUGUGGUCCAGGCUAACAACGAACCCGCAGGCCUCUCUCUCUCCAUUCGAGGAUUUUUCUCAGUCCCGUCCGUCUUCGGCUGUGUGAUCCUUGAUCGAAAUAUCGGCAAAAGCCCGCAAUCCACCCGUGGCCGACUCGGCCGUGACCUGUCACCUUUUAGCCGCCCAGCCGUCCUCAAUCUUGAUAUUCAACCAUCGACUUGACUUACCUCUUCCGUCCCACGCGUCGCAUCCGUCCCAUACGCCGGCCCACGCCGGCUGUCCACUCUAUUGGCCCUGUGGCCCUGUGGCCCUGCCUUUCCCUGCCCUGCGACCCGCAGCAUUCUCGACACACAUCCGCCGUACCGUACCGUACCUGCGUUCGUGACGCCCAUGCCCGAGGCGCGCCCACAUGCGGAACAGGACGAGCUGAGCUGCCUGCCUGCCUGCUGCCUGCCUGCCUGCCCGCCUGCCUGCCUGCCUGCCUGACUGACUGACUGACCGAUCGACUGAAGUCUUCCCGAGUAUCCAUCCCUCUCGGCACCUGACGAAACCGCGCUGCAGCCGACAGCCAUAGUGUGCCCCAUCACACAGCGCAAGCCUCGGUACCCAACGGUGAGGGACAUGGACUCGCAGCAGACUCCCCUCUGCUCCCAACCGGCUUCCGCCUCGCCAACCCUUGCUACUGCAGGAACGGUGCUGCCACACGACGAUACACAGUCCACACAGCUGGCCCGCCAGGCAAGCCACCUCACCCUAUCCACACACCUGCCAUGGCCCACGACCCAGCCCGACGCCCUCUCACCGGUCACCACCACGCCUGCCGAGCCCCCAGAUCCCGCCCCCAAACGCACGAGGGCCUGCUCCGCCUGCUGUGCUGCCAGCGACCACACUUCCCCGCCGCCACAGCGCCCGCGGCAACCUUCCGCGCCCAUCGGACCACCCGUGCCUCCUCUGCCUGCCACCAGCACUCCUCCCUCCUCGACAGCAUCUACCCCUGCCACGGCCGCCGCUGCCCAACCGGCUCCACUGAUAUCACCACCACGACCCCCUUGCGGGCACUCGGGCGAGAGGGGUGACGGUCAAGAACCGGACGUUAGAGGACGAGGAGGAGAAGAAGGAGGAGGAGGAGGUGGUGGUGAUGCUGCGUACCCACAGGCUAUGGACUGGCACCCGCCCGCGCUCGCCGAUGGUGAUGCGCCCUGGGAGGCGGGCUGUACCCUGAUCCCCGGCUCGAAAUACCAGGGCGGUCCCCUCCUGUGUCCUCCUGGGCGUGACGCCAGGGUGGUGACGCUGGCCGAUCUUCCGAACGAGGUCCUGCUACACGUCUUGAGCUUCCUGGAUGUUUCUGAUCUGCUGGCCACCUCGAGGACAUCCCACCAGUUCCGCUCGCUGGCCCUGGCCCCGAUCGUCCACCGCCUCCGCCUCCGGCAGGCGCGCACGGCGCUCCCGCCACUGCUGACGAGCCCGUCGCGCCCGACGCUGACGGAGCUGAUCCGGCGCUCCAUCUUCCUGACCAACACGACGGUGGUGUCGCGGCGGCUCGCGCGCUCGCUGACGGCGAUCCGGCUGUCGCGGCGGCUGGCGGCGCGCCCGGCGCCCGAGGCGCUGGUCGCGCGGGCGGUGCUGCCGCCGGAGUGCGUGCCCUUCGGCGGGUCCUCAGCCGUGGCGCCGGCGCUGGUGGCCAAGCGGCGGGCCGUCGAGCGCGAGCAGGUGCGCGACGGCAUGCGGCGGUGGGUCGGCGGGGUGUGGGAGCGGCGGUGGCGCGAGAAGGCCGAGGACCGGCGGCGGUGGCAGGAGCGGAGCGGCGUCGGCCGCGUGUGGCGGCUGCGGCGGUUCUGGGAGCGGGUGGGACGGGGCGAGGUCGAGGCCGGCUGAGAAGCCCGUUGUGCUGCCUAUUUGACGGCGGUAAGGCGAGGGAGGAGGACGAGGGCAAGUAAGUCAGUCAAGUGUGGAGUAAGUAUGGGCUGGGUGGGGAUGAUCCGUGAUGAGAUAAGGUGAGAUGAUAUGAUAUGACAUGAUGAUGGAUGAGCUGGUUUCAACAUGGCGCUCUGGCAUGGGUGGCGUUUCUUCUCUUCUCUCCUGUUUUCUGUUGGCAUCAUACGCGUGCCUUGGGCGAGCGACAGGCUUUCAAUCACACGGGUAGACAGAACUACUACUGCUGGACGGUGUUUUUGGCUCAUGUCAGUGUCAGUUGCAUGCGAUGAUGGAAUAGUGCGAAGCAUCAGCCGGCCGGCCGGGUGUCAUUACCUUUGUCCAACCAGAACUGAUCUGGGAAAGGGGGCAGGGAAGCCGCGGUGUUUUGUUUCGAGGCUUCCCAGGCCUGGCUCGCCUCGUCCCACGGGGUUGGCGAGCAAUGAAAUGGCAGGUCAAGUCAGGCCAAGUCAGGCCAACUACGCAGCAUAUGGGGCCGGCGCAUAGGAUAUGUUUGUCUGUUGUACAGUACAGUAGCAUGUGUGUGUGUAUGAUUCGAAGAAACACGUUCAAACAGCAGUAUGUUCCUUUGACCCUCCAGCGCCGAUGUUGGUUGACGACGGACGGCCCUUUUCCUCGACCUAAAUGAAAUGGAUAUGCUAUCCUCUUGAGCCUCCCUGCCGUCGCCAGACCAUAUGCAUGCAAUGCUUUUCCCCCCUUACGAACAAACAGACAAUGGCCACGCCAAACCCACCCCUCACGCUUUGAACCUGAAUCCCGCCCAGUCAUCGUCCUCUUCGCCAUCCUCGUCCUCGUCCUCCUCGUCCUCGUCCUCCUCAUCCCCCGCCCGUCCGGCCCCAACCCCAGAUGUGCCCGCAGGCAUACCCGCGCCCUCACCACCACCAGUGCCCACCGCCUGUACGCCAGCAGCAGCAGCAGCAGCAGCAGCAGGCACGCUCCCCCGCCGGAUAGCCUCCCUCUUCUCCUUGAGCCGCCGCACGCGGGCCUCGAGCUCCUCCAUCUCCUCGAACUCGUCCUCCAGCGCGCGCGCGGCCUCCUCCUUGUCGUCCUUGACGCGGGCCUC